UGAAGGUCAUUGUCUAUGUUGCAUCGUUAAAAUAGUUUCCUAAUGCGGCUGCUUAAACCGGUCUGGGUAACCCAUGGAUUUCUUUCGAAGGACAAAGCUGUUGGUCGACCAAUAUAUAGUCUUGACAUACAUCCUGAUGGCUCACGUUUAGCUACUGGUGGAGUGAUUGACACAUGCGGAGUUGUCAUUUUGUGGAAUAUGGCACCUAUUCGUGAUCCAUCACUGGAGUCCGAUGAAAACUCUUGUCUCAAGCUUUUUCAAAUGGACAGUCAUCAAGCUUGUGUUAAUUGUGUCCGUUGGUCACCAACUGGUCGUUGGUUAGCCUCUGCUGGAAUGGAUAAAGUUAUAAUGCUCUGGUCAAAAACAGCUGUUACUUCCCGUCCAAUUCAAGUAUUUGGGUCAAAAGAACCAACAAAGUUUACAGAACAUUGGCGUUGUGUAUCAACACUUCGUGGUCAUAGUGGAGGAAUUUCACCAAACAAAACGCUACAUAUAAAUGCAUUUCUUCAGUCGAAUACAUUAAAAGUGGAUGAGAGUGGUGUUGAAGCAGCGGCUGUUACUUCGCCUAUAUUAGUACCAGUUUCAUUUAUUAGAUCAGAGAUCGAUUUUCAUGUGAAUCAACCAUUUGUCUGUUUUAUAUAUGAUCAACAAUUAGCCAUGCCAUUAUUGGCAGCUCAAGUAAUUGAACCGAUGAUUUGA
Trichobilharzia szidati is the source of this 699-nucleotide messenger RNA. The record is from the annotation of a GenBank genome assembly. NCBI's taxonomy places the organism in Eukaryota, Metazoa, Platyhelminthes, Trematoda, Strigeidida, Schistosomatidae.